Panicum hallii is the source of this 568-nucleotide messenger RNA. RefSeq lists its product as uncharacterized. The transcript has a single exon. The record is from RefSeq and is a predicted model, not a curated record. Bases 221 to 481 code for a protein of 86 amino acids. NCBI's taxonomy places the organism in Eukaryota, Viridiplantae, Streptophyta, Magnoliopsida, Poales, Poaceae.
AUGGCCGUGCCCACCGGUUCGGCGCCCUCCCGGCUCCCGAUAAAUCCCCGCCGCGCCACAUGCCGAGCCUUCCCAACUCGGCAACUCAACGGCCAGCAGCCUAGCUAGCACCAUCUACUCUACCAGCCAAGCCUAUCACUGCAGCAGGGGCCGUACGCGCUGCCACUCUCCUUGGAGCACAGUAGUAAAAGACUAGCGCCCGGUCGCGAACUCGCGAUCCAUGGACGUGUACAUCUCCGAGGAGUACGUGGCGCGGCGCCGCGCCGAGAGGAGGGCGGCGCGGAACGCCGCGGCGGCGGCGCCACGCUGCAGCGAGGAGAAGGCGCGGGCGGACGGCGAGGAGAAGCGGUGGACGGGCGCGGCCGCGUGGGCGAAGGAGAAGCGAACGGUGGUCGACGGCAAUGCCGCCGGUGCGAACCCCGGCGGCGGCGCCGCCUGGCUCGUCGGGGAGGACGCCGUCCUCAGCUACUUCUCGGCUUAGGCGACGCUUGUCGUCCCCGCUGCAUGCGUCGAGCUAGCGACAAUGGCAAUGCAAAAUGCAAAUAGACAUGCCCAUGCAAGGUUUUGU